GCUAGCUAUCAGUAUAAAAAAACCAACCCAAAUGCUUAAUGGCCAUAGAAGAGCAUAGAGGCAUAACUUUCUAGACAAAUAUGAACUUCAAUCUUGCAUUAGUGAUUAUAGUAUCCACAAUUUUGGGAAUUGGGCUUGAAGGAUGCGAUAGCAAGGUUGUGCAGUUCAUUUUUGGAGACUCACUCUCGGAUGUUGGAAAUAACAUGCAUCUCUCAAGAAGCCUUGCCCAGGCAAGCUUGCCUUGGUAUGGUAUAGACAUGGGUAACGGGUUACCUAAUGGAAGGUUCACUAAUGGUCGCACAGUGGCUGACAUAAUAGGUGAUAAUAUGGGCCUCCCUAGGCCUCCUGCAUUCCUGGACCCAUCUGUAAAUGAAGAAGUUAUACUUGAAAACGGUGUGAACUAUGCUUCUGGUGGUGGCGGCAUCUUGAAUGAAACUGGCGCCUAUUUUAUCCAAAGGUUUUCUCUGGACAAACAAAUUGAGCUGUUUCAGGGGACACAAAAGUUAAUUAGAGGCAAAAUUGGAAAAAGGGCCGCGUACAAGUUUUUCAAGGAAGCUAGUUAUGUUGUUGCUUUAGGGAGCAAUGACUUUAUCAACAACUACUUGAUGCCUGUUUACACUGAUUCAUGGACAUACAAUGAUGAAACCUUCAUGGACUACUUAAUAGGAACAUUGGAAAGACAACUAAAGCUACUUCAUAGUUUAGGAGCAAGACAACUGGUGGUUUUUGGGUUGGGUCCAAUGGGUUGCAUUCCCCUUCAAAGGGUGCUUACUACAACUGGGAAUUGUCGAGAAAAAGCAAACAAGCUGGCUCUUACCUUCAACAAAGCUUCAAGCAAGUUAGUUGAUGACUUGGCGAAGGACUUUCCUGAUUCAAGUUAUAAAUUUGGAGAUGCAUAUGAUGUUGUUUAUGAUGUGAUUAGCAGUCCAAAUAAGUAUGGAUUCCAAAACGCAGACUCGCCCUGUUGUUCCUUUUGGAAUAUUCGACCCGCCCUUACAUGUGUACCUGCAUCAAGUCUGUGCAAAGAUAGAAGCAAAUAUGUCUUUUGGGAUGAGUACCACCCCACAGACAGUGCUAAUGAGCUAAUUGCAAAUGAACUCAUCAAGAAAUUUGGACUUUCAAAUACUAAUCAAGGAAGUGUACCUUCCCCAGCACCUGCUGUUGCUCCAUCCCCGGAUGACCAAUGAUUCAGGGUUUUAUUGCCUAAUGCUUGAAUUGCCUGUCGAAGCAAGUAUCUUCAUGUUCCAAGACCAGUGUUCCUGUCAGUUAUAGUGUUAUACAUAAUUUCUUGUUAGAAAAUAACAAAGAAACUUUUGAUAUCUCCUUUUAUUCUGCAUCAAACAUGUAGCCCACCAGUUAAUUAUGAAAUACUGUAUUAUCUUCUUCAAAUUGAGCCACUUUGGUCUUUUGAUCAGGUUCAAUAAAUUGUUUUUGUUGAA
This is a messenger RNA of Glycine soja, 1439 nucleotides long. RefSeq names its product GDSL esterase/lipase At1g74460-like. The coding region runs from base 81 to 1187 and encodes 368 amino acids. Lineage: Eukaryota; Viridiplantae; Streptophyta; Magnoliopsida; Fabales; Fabaceae. The record is from RefSeq and is a predicted model, not a curated record. The transcript has 5 exons. Gene Ontology annotation, molecular function: hydrolase activity, acting on ester bonds.